UAGUAUAAAUAGCAGCGUCACAGCACCCACAAAAUCAGAAGUAAAUUCACCAUGGCCAAUAUUAAAGCUGUUUUCCUGAUCUGCAUUGUUGCAUUCAUUGCAUUCCAUUGUGUAGUAGCCGAACCUACUGCGGAAGACUCCGUUGUGGUUAAGCGGAGUUUAGGUGGUGUGAUUUCAGGAGCAAAGAAAGUUGCCAAGGUCGCCAUACCCAUUGGAAAGGCCGUCCUACCCGUUGUGGCCAAACUUGUAGGAUAAAAUAGAAAUUGAAUUUAUGACCAAAAACGCUCAUGAGAAAUUAAUAAAAAAUAAAUAUAGUUUGCAAACGAAGAGAUACAACAA
Molecule: messenger RNA, 339 nt
Organism: Ceratitis capitata (Mediterranean fruit fly)
Lineage: Eukaryota; Metazoa; Arthropoda; Insecta; Diptera; Tephritidae
Product: ceratotoxin-C
Exons: 2
Coding region: 52-255 (67 amino acids)
Source: RefSeq, a predicted model, not a curated record